Protopterus annectens (West African lungfish) is the source of this 2116-nucleotide messenger RNA. RefSeq lists its product as uncharacterized. The record is from RefSeq and is a predicted model, not a curated record. Lineage: Eukaryota; Metazoa; Chordata; Ceratodontiformes; Protopteridae. The coding region runs from base 77 to 1321 and encodes 414 amino acids. The transcript is spliced from 2 exons.
UCUGGGACAAAAGGCUUCUAAAGGCCAUUCUUCAAAGUUGUGUUUUGGAAAAGGGAAGAAAAAGAUUCAGAAGACUAUGAAUACUGCAAUGGACACUAAAGAAAAAGUUGCAAGCUCAAACCAGACUUCAACCUCAGCUGGUCAAGACAAAAGUGCAGCAGCAACACCUAAUGAACAUUGUGGAAGUGUUUCUUUUAGUCAGAUGGAUGGCAAAGAAAAUGUACCAAAUAAAAAUAAAAAUACAGAGAAAGAAGCAAAAGACCAGUCAUCAGAAUCGCAUACUAAAAAGAAAAGGAAAACAACAAAUGCAGACCAAGAUGAUGGCUACACGUCAAGUUCAUUACUGUUGUGCUUGAAGAAAAAUAAAUCAUACAAGAAACAAAAGAAAUGCGAUGGAGAUAAAGUUUCAUGUAUCAUUUCAGAUAGUGCAAGCCAAGAUAACUCUUCAAAUAAGGAUUUUAGGCCUGAUGAUAGGUCAGCCCAACAAAUGGAAGGUUUAACUUCUGAGCCAUCUUCAGAUCUAAAAUGUGAAUCAUCUUCUGGAAUCUGGGCAUCAUUUAAAAGCCUCGCAAUGUCACGUUCAAAGGUGCAAAAGUCAAAAGAGCAGAAUAUAAACUCUGAAGCAAACAGCUGUAUAGAAAGAGAUGACCAGGACUCCUCUGUAAAGCAUAGUGGUUCCAAAGCUAAAAUUUCUUUAUUUAAAAAGUGCCAAAAGGGUCAGAAAAAGUCAGCAGCCCAAAGUGCUGCAGACGAUGCAUGUGGCAGUUUGCAAGUAAAACAAGUUAUGCCAAACCAAAAUGAAGCAGAAGUCAUUCAUCAUGAGAUGAAACCCACAUUGCUAGAAAGUGAUCGUGCAGAUGGACAAAAGAACAGAGACAUGGGCUCUUCUAGUCCAGAUGCACCAGAAACAAGGGCAGAAGAAAAAGGUGCAGACAGUUCACAGACUCGCAUUCAGAGUGAUCAAGAUAUAAAUGCCAAUCAGUCACAAAAUGUCGAACCUAUGAUAUCGAAUGAAGACAGCGAAGAAGCUGACAACCAGUAUCCAGAUACAGAAGAGGUCAGAGGACCUGGGAAAUUUCAAAGGGUGAAAGAAAAAAGCAUUAAAAAAGUGUUCUGUGUUAAUGCUUUUCAACAUACAAUUAAAAAGGUCAGUGGAAUGCAAAAUGAUGAAGAAAACUUGGACAGUGAAGUAAACAAGAAAACAGAUGUGAUGUGUAUAACCACAGAUGACAGACAAGCAUAUUCCAAAUGUGACGAAACAAUGAAAAAUUCUGAAAGCCUGAAAAACAAAGAAAGAAAUGAUAAAUGCCAUGAGACAUAGGUCUAGAUUGUGGAGCAUCCUGAUACACAAGGAGCCAUAACCAUUCAACUUAGAAAUACGUUCCAAGCAACAACUAACAUUUUAUAUGAAACAAGUCAAGAAGACUACAAAGCGGGAGCAGUUUCUAAGAAAUGGAGGAAAGAAAAACACCAUAGCAGUGUAAGAAGCAUAAUGUGAAGUCUUGAUUUGAAUGAAGGUUGUUUAUCAUAAAGAUUUUGUGGACACAGUGGCAAAAAAGUGCAGAACACCCUGUGGAAGGCAAGUGAAGUUUACAAAUAUGCGCUCCAAUAAACUGUAGGAUUGAGGCAGAGUUUAUUUAUGCAUGUAUAUGACCUGUGAUUAAAGCAUCAAUGAAACAAAUCAGGCAAAAAUAUUAUACUGUUUUAUUUAGUGUAAGUGAUUCAGAGAAUUACGCAAUUGUAUAUGGUGACACUAUUUUUCUAGUUACAAAAAUAGAUUAAUUUUUAUGUAGUUUUAUCUUUUUGUUAAUGCAAAGGUUUAUUUACUCAUUACAGCCGGGUGCCACCUCCAGGUGUUUCUGCAGUUACAUCCUACUGACUCCCUUAGGUGUCAGAUAUUGCCUAUUAAUAUUUGCAUUAAUAAUUCCAAAACCACACUACAUACAAAGUAGUAAAAGAUUUCAUCUUAAAGCUUACACAUUGGCAAACAUGACUAAAUUGAUAUUUGACCUCUGCCUAGUACAGGUAAAGAUAAAUAAUUGUACAUAUAUUUAUGUUGUCAUAAAUAGUUUCAUAGUUUCAUAGUAUAGUACUAGGCUAUCUGCCCUGGGGCAUU